UCAUUUGUUAGAUCUAUAUAAACACACAAACAUCUUUGGAAACGUUUCACAUGUAACGGAAAAAUCCUUGACAUAACACUGGUUUGGAUUUGCUUUUUUUCAAUCGACUUUUAAGAAUAAUUAUUAUAUUAUUUUUAUAGAAGAUGAUUUAUUGUGAAUUGUGAUGUAUUAGAUCGGUGGUAUAAAACUUCUCAACAGAAAAAACACAGAACUAGUGAAAUGGCAAUUUUCGACGCUAUUUUUACAAUUCGAUUAUUGGUUAUUCUAGUUUCUAGUUUUUUUGUAACUACUUGUAGUGCUAGAAAAGAAUUGGAAUGGUGGCAGACCACGGUUAUUUACCAAGUUUAUCCAAGAAGUUUCAAGGAUAGUGACGGAGAUGGAGUGGGAGAUUUGAAAGGCAUUGAACAAAUGGCCGAUUAUUUCAAAGAGAUUGGAGUCGGCGCAGUUUGGUUGAAUCCCAUUUUCGAAUCACCCAUGGAGGAUUUCGGAUACGAUAUUUCAAAUUACAGAAAAAUAGAUCCAACUUUCGGAAGCAUCGAUGAUUUGGUCAGUUUGGCGAAAAAACUGAAAUCAAUGGAUAUAAAGCUGAUCCUGGAUUUCGUCCCCAACCAUUCCAGUGAUAAGAAUGAGUGGUUCCAGAAAUCAAUCAAGAGGGAAUCUCCUUAUGACAACUACUAUAUUUGGAAGAAGCCAAAAGGAUACGAUAAUAAAGGCAACCCUAUACCACCCAACAAUUGGAUUUCUGUGUUCAACUUGAAAAGUGCAUGGACUUUCAACAAGCAACGGGGAGAGUUCUAUCUGCAUGCCUUCCUUGAUAAGCAGCCAGACUUGAACUACAGGAGUGAGGAGCUCAAACAAGAAAUGAAAGAUAUCCUCACAUUCUGGAUGGAUAAGGGGGUGGAUGGUUUCAGAAUCGAUGCAGUGCCCUACCUAGUGGAGGAUGACUCUUUCGCAGACGAAGCCUACAUUGAUCCAGAAGGUUCUGAAAUUGACUAUUUCAACCUCGUUCACAAUAUGACCAUGGAUCAACCAGAAACCUUCAUAGUUAUCAAGGAAUGGAGGGAUUUGCUGGACAAAUACACAAGGGACCACAAUACAACUCUCAAGGUCAUGCUAACGGAAGCCUACACUAGUUUCAAUAAAACAAUGAUGUACUACGGUAAUGCCAGCUACCCCAUCUCUCAGAUGCCUUUCAACUUUCAGCUGAUAUCUCGAGUGACGCCCCAGUCUAAUGCCACCGAUAUUGCUGACGUGGUCACGACGUGGCUCAAAAAUAUGCCCGAUGGUACUUGGGCUAAUUGGGUGAUAGGCAACCACGACAACUUCAGGGUGGCCACCCGCUAUGGCGUGGAGAUGACGGAUGCCCUGAACAUGUUGGUCACCCUGCUGCCGGGGACGACGGUCACCUAUUACGGCGAGGAGCUGGGCAUGGAGGAUGUGUUCGUGAGGUGGGACCAGACGGUCGACCCCCAGGGCAUAGUGCUCGGCAAAAACAAGUACCUGACUGCCACGAGGGACGCCUGUCGGUCGCCCAUGCAGUGGAACAGUGGCAUCAGUGCCGGAUUCAGUACCAACGAGCUGAACUGGUUACCGGUGAAUCCGAACUAUUGGAGAAUAAAUGUCGAGGCCCAGAGGAAUAGUAAAGUCAGCCAUUUGAAGAACUAUAAGUACCUUGUUGAAGCCCGAAAAACGGAGACCAUCAGAUACGGAUCCUUCAACUCGUACACACAGGGAGACUGGAUACUCAUCUUUACAAGGAAAUUGGAAGGUCAUCCCACAUUCCUAGUAGUAAUCAAUAUGGGAACUGAGGAGGCUCACCCUGAUCUGUCCAAAGUCAACAUUAACCACUUGCCUGAGAAAAUGUGGGUCUAUGUAUCCAGUAUCAACUCCUAUCACCAGAGAGGAGAUUUUGUGAGCACUUCCAAGGAUAUCCUACAUUUGAGACCGAAAGCUGCAUUGGUACUCACUACGCAGAAAACUGGAAAAUCAUCAGCUUCAAUUUCCACAGUUUCCAUGCUGGCUAUCGGAUUCAGUUUACUUUUGAAAUUCGUCAUGAAUUGAGUGUUAAAGUUAUAGAGAGAGAACGAGUUAUUAAAGUGUUCACUUUAUAGGUAAGGGCUACUCGAAUUUAUGAGAAAAUGGAACCCACACACUUGAAAAUGACAUUAUAAAUCGAGACAUUUUGUGAGAAAAAAAUAAAGUUGAAGAAAUAGUACAUUGAUUUAUCGAUUUUUACAUAAAUAAUUACAGUGAUACGACAUUCAAACUUCUAUUGAUUAAGAAUGAAUAAAACAAAGUUAGGUCAAGACAUUAAAUCUAGUUUGUAUUCGAUAGAGCUAAAUAGAUACCAAAUAAUUUGUUUUAACACUUUUCAAAAUGAUUGCCAGAAAAAUUAUCAACAUACAUUUUCAAGAUACGCUAUUGUUCAAUGUUUAUCGUUUCAUUCCACUGUAGGGAGAUAAAUAAAAUUUUUAUAAAACUU
This is a messenger RNA of Nilaparvata lugens (brown planthopper), 2482 nucleotides long. RefSeq names its product maltase A3. Gene Ontology annotation, biological process: carbohydrate metabolic process. Bases 220 to 2061 code for a protein of 613 amino acids. The record is from RefSeq and is a predicted model, not a curated record. The transcript has 10 exons. NCBI's taxonomy places the organism in Eukaryota, Metazoa, Arthropoda, Insecta, Hemiptera, Delphacidae.